AUGCGGUUCGAUUUAAACAACCUCGGAAACCCCCGAAAUGGAGAAGAGACGAAGGAGGGCGUUCCUCUUCAAAAUCAUCCUUUCGAGGUCGAGGUCUCCCAAGAUCAAGGUCGGGGUGGGAACUUAAACGUGGGGAAGCUCGUUAACGAUGAGUUCCUUAGUCAGUUUGUACCGAAGGGUCUCAUUGACGUUCAUACCACGGAUUCUAUUCGAUUGGUGAAUCCGGAUGAGUUCAAGUGCUCACAGUGGGUUGAGGAUCCAACACUUCUGGUUACACGUUUUGAGUAUGCAAACCUUUUCCAUGCAGUGACAGACUGGUACAGUGCAUAUGUUGCUUCAAGAGUUACUGGCUUGCCUAAUCGACCUCAUUUGGUCUUUGUGGAUGGUCAUUGCAAGACGCCACUGGAAGAAACUUGGAAAGCCCUUUUUACAAGCCUGAAAUAUGCUAAAAACUUCAGUGGUCCAGUUUGUUUCCGCCAUGCCAUUCUCUCACCAUUGGGUUAUGAGACAGCUCUUUUUAAGGGUUUGACAGAUAAUAUUUACUGUAAGGGAGCAACUGCACAUGAUCUAUGGCAGAAUCCUAACAACCAAAAGACUGCACGAUUAUCUGAGUUCGGAGAGAUGAUACAAGCAGCUUUUGGUUUUCCUGUCAACAGAAACCAACGUCGAAAACUGGUAUCAGGUCAUAACAUUUUAUUUGUGCGACGUGAGGACUAUUUAGCUCACCCACGUCAUCGUGGCAAAGUUGAAUCGAGGCUGAGCAAUGAAGAGGAAGUGUUUGAGGCUCUGAAGAUUUGGGCUGCUAAUCAUUUGAAAUGCAAAGUGAACCUUAUCAAUGGAUUAUUUGCACACAUGCCCAUGAAAGAACAAAUCCGUGCCAUUCGGGAUGCUUCGGUCAUAAUUGGGGCACAUGGGGCAGGUCUUACUCAUACCAUUGCUGCUUCACCAAAUACAGUGGUUCUUGAGAUAAUAAGCAAGGAGUACAGGCGCCCACAUUUUGCAUUGAUCUCACAGUGGAGGGGACUGGAGUAUUAUGCUAUUAAUCUGGAUGAAUCAUAUGCAGAGCCAGAAGUAGUUACCAAGAAGGUGAGCAGCAUAAUGAGAAGUCUCGGCUGCUAGAACUUGGUUUUGUAGGUUUAGAUCCAUCCCUUGUUAUUUUGCAAUUCAAAGAUGUGACGAGAGAAAUCAAGCAAAAUCCAGCUGUUUUCUGGUUGGAAUCUUCUGUUUCACAUGGACUUCCUUAUUCUUGGAUUUAGUCUCUCAUUGGUCAGAGUAACCACCAGCUCAGCUCUCAGAAAGAACUCAGUUGUGGAAAUGAUGAAGCUAUUUAUUUAAUUCUUUCUUUAUUGAAACUUUCAGCCUGCAGUGGCUAUUCAAGUUCAACUCUCAUACAAGAUCUCAAGUAUCAGACAGAAGAAGGGAAAUUUAUGUUCCAAGGAGUUCACUUCCCAAGCUCCAUCCAUUGUAUAGUGAAUUGUGGAGCUGCAUUUAUGAUUUAGUCCAUGUAUUCUACAGUGGGAAUUGGCCCUUUGGUCCAAAGAGGUUGUAGUCGGAGGUAGAUGAUUUGGUUAUAUGAAUGCUUCUUUGCAGUUUCACUGGAGAUUGUCAUCUUCAUUGGCUGAGUACUUCAGGUGGAGCAAGUUGGUUGCAAAUCCCAAUACUUUUUUUUUUUUUGGUUACUAUUCAAUUACUAACUGCUGGAAAGAGAAAAUAUUUGGGCGUUGGUUUCUUUCUGAUGCUUUGCUAUCACUGAUUUAAAUAGAAGUUUGGUAUGUACAGUAGAAUUUUGCAUUUAACAUGAUUUUUAUUUAGAUUGGUUGCA
Macadamia integrifolia is the source of this 1822-nucleotide messenger RNA. Its product is annotated as beta-1,2-xylosyltransferase-like. The record is from RefSeq and is a predicted model, not a curated record. NCBI's taxonomy places the organism in Eukaryota, Viridiplantae, Streptophyta, Magnoliopsida, Proteales, Proteaceae. Gene Ontology annotation, molecular function: glycosyltransferase activity.